UUUCUAACAACAGGCUCAUGUCCGAGUCCGACGGCGAGCCACGUGAAUACCACGGAGUCAGUGCUCAUACUCAUGUGAGGCGAGUUUUGAGACUUCACUUGAGAGGAACUACAAAAUUUAAAAUGGUCAUUUCAAUUUCACCCGAAGAUGUACGAAGAUUACUUAAAUACGAAGACUUAAUACCGAUGAUAGAAAAUUGUCUUGGUAAUUUUUCUGAACAUGAAAACAGUGGUGUAGUAAUGCCUGUUCGUAAGACUGUUGACGUGAACCAAGGCAGCGGCCUUUGGCAGUCAGCACUUAGGAGUCCAGCUUCAGACCCCCUGUCAGGGACCUUAGCCCCAGUGUCAGGGAAUUCUUGGUGGCACCCCUGGGUGGUGGAGGAAUAUCUGUUCACAAUGCCAUGUUUUUCCAAGAAUGAAGAAGCACUAACUGUGAAAUUAGUAUCAAGGUUUCCUAAACAAAACCCAUCCAUGCACAGUAUUAUUAUCCUGUUAAAUUCAACAACUGGAGCAAUUGAGGCUUUAUUGGAUGGUGUAGUAAUUACAUUAAUGCGUACAGCAGCUGCAUCAGCUGUUGCUCUGAAGUAUCUGACUGUGCCAGAGAAAUGCAAGAUUUUAUGUAUAAUUGGUGCUGGUGGGCAGGCAUUGAGUCACUUCCACGCAUUCAAACAUGUUAGAAAUUUUACUGAGGUAAGGGUCUGGAAUCGAACUGCUGCUAAUACUCAGAAAUUUGCCAAAGAGACUGGGGCAAUUCCUUAUGAUAAUGCAGAAGAGGCUGUAAAAAAUGCUGAUGUAGUUGUCACAGCUACUAGUGCAACAACGGCAGUCUUGUGUGGUGAUUGGUUGAAACCUGGUGCUUUCGUGUGUUCUGUUGGUGCACCUAUAGAAACUGCCCGUGAAUUGGAUGAUUCUGUGAUGCAUCAGUCAACUGUAGUUGUGGAUGGUUAUGAUGGAGCUCAGACUUUGUCUGGUGAUAUCAUUCUCUCAAAGGCCAAAAUAUCUGCUGAAAUAGGUGAAGUUAUUUCAGGAAAAGUGACCUUGCAAACAAACAAAUUUGUUCUUUUCAAAUCACUUGGAAUGGCAGUUUAUGAUGCAGUAACAGCAAAACAUAUUUCUACCAAAUACACAACAUCUUCCAAACCUGGUUCAUAAAGAUAAUCAUGAAGAAGUACUGUACAAUUGAAUGCAUGUAUUUUCAAAAAAACAAAUGCAAACAUAAUUACAUAAACAUCCCAAGGUUCCUUUGGAUCUUCAACAA
Dendronephthya gigantea is the source of this 1257-nucleotide messenger RNA. RefSeq names its product ketimine reductase mu-crystallin-like. Gene Ontology annotation, cellular component: cytoplasm. The record is from RefSeq and is a predicted model, not a curated record. Gene Ontology annotation, molecular function: hormone binding. NCBI's taxonomy places the organism in Eukaryota, Metazoa, Cnidaria, Anthozoa, Malacalcyonacea, Nephtheidae. Bases 18 to 1151 code for a protein of 377 amino acids. The transcript has 9 exons.